CUUCUGUGAAUUACAUUAUAUGCACCAUGCGGAAUAUUUAUUCCCUCUGGUACAAGAUUCGGCAAUUUACUGGUGGUUGAUUUUUUGCGAAACCCGACGCGAGCUAACGGCGUUCCGCGAUGUGUAUGGCAGCAUGCCGGCGGCGUUUGAGUGUCAGGCUAAAGAAAAGAGCGUUGGCAGCGAUCACCGGCGCAUGCACGAGAUGCUCAAGCUUAUGUACGAAUGUCCUUCAUCGAAGACGAUCUACGACCCGUGGUUUGAAGAUAAUACCACGAAGCUUUAAGAGUGAGCGAGUAUCGGCCCGAUGUCACCGCCGUGAAAGUGCCAAGAGACUGAGUUCGCGCUGGUGUAUUUGUCUUGGGUCGAUAGUCGCAUCGCAUUCUAAUCCUAUGCGAUAGUACAACUCCAGCGCGCUAUGCGCCAAGUGGCAGACGCCGGUGAAGAAAAUCGCCCGUGUUGCAUCGCAAUGUGGUGGUUCUACGUACUGGUGUAUAUUCUUAUGGCGAAUUUUACCGCGCGGAAAUUUAAAGGUUAGACGACGAAAGCGCGCUUCAUUUUCUCUAAUAUUCACCGCUUUAACCGCAGCACAGUGACGCGUUUGCCGGAAUUGUGGAGAGCCCCAGUGAGGUCACUUCAACUUGACGAGAUAUGCGACCAAUUAGAUUCAACGAGUAUAACAACGCGCGGUAAUAGUUGCAACGCGCGGUGGAAAGACGACAUCUCCGAUCUGCAUGCGUUCGCGCAUAGCGCUUUUGGUAGAACGACGCUGGGAGAAGCGCUCAUAAAAUUGCGCGCGGGUAAUUCGUUGCAGUCGGUUGUACGAGAGAUGAACUUGGGUGCGGCAAGACCUUCGGGUAUGGUCAUUGGGUCGCCAGACCACUUCAGGUGCUAUUACGUAGGUAAGUUAUUGCACCGAGCGCAUGGCCUGCUCGUUCAACCUUUGGAGUUUCCUGGCCCGUCGUUGGUGGCCCGGGCAAACCACGAUUAUGGUGCAAAGUAUUUAAUUCGGAG
Amoebophrya sp. A25 is the source of this 1011-nucleotide messenger RNA. The record is from the annotation of a GenBank genome assembly. Lineage: Eukaryota; Dinophyceae; Syndiniales; Amoebophryaceae.